Messenger RNA from Paramecium sonneborni, 1872 nucleotides. Lineage: Eukaryota; Ciliophora; Oligohymenophorea; Peniculida; Parameciidae. The record is from the annotation of a GenBank genome assembly.
GGAAUGUAGUAUGAAAUCAAAAUAGUGGGUUUUGAGACUACAACAGAUAAUGUUUUAUAUAAAAUGCGAAUAAUCGAUCUUAUGACACUUGAUUAGAGAGAUAUUCGAGUCAGAUAUAGUCUUUUGCUUGAACUUCAUAAUGCUAUGCAAGAAUACAAUAUGAAUUAUUAAGUAUUUCUUAAUUAAACUUAGCUUCCUCAAUUUCCAAAAAAGAAAUUAAUAAAGACUUUUAUAAGUGAGAAUAAAGUGAUUAAAUAACGGGAGUAAAUGAUAGGGGAAUAUUUCCAAUAAUUACUUAAAUAACCUCCUCCUAAUAAUAAAUUAUUACUUGAUUUUCUAAAAGAAGGAGUUGAUAAUAUAAGACAAUAAGAAUUAUAAAGAGAGGUAAAUUCAAAAUCUGACUUUAUGAAACAUCUCAAAGAAGAAAGAUUACUAAAGAAAUCAAUAUUUGGAAAAACAACUUUAUAUAGCAAUAAUAAUGGUAAGAAAAUAAUUUUACAUAAAUUUUAUGUCAUGUAGAAUCAUAGUGAUUAACUCUUUUAGUCAUAUUUAAAAACUCAUUUAAAUAUUUUAGACUUUACAUUUUUUACAUAGGUUAAUUCAAUAUUCUAUAUACGACCUAAAGCGAAUUUUGUAGAUAAUAUGUUUGGUUCAGUUAAAUAACCAAAAACAAGUAAAAAAUCUCACAUCUUCGGGGAUAUCUAUCCUUCAUUUUCAAGAGGAGAACCUCCUGUAAAGAUUUUUUCUUUUGAAGAAUUUGAAGGAUAAAAUUUAGAUGAUGUGAUUAAAGAUCGAAAAAAUAAAAAUAAACCAUUUAAUUUAGAGGAACUUUUAAAUAUUAUAUAAAAAAUCUUGUAAGCAUUAACAUAAUUACAUAAACGUAAUAUAUUUCCAAAUAGAAUUUUACCCACAUCAAUAUUUAUCAAUAAUGAUAGUGUUAAAUUAGGAGGGAUACAAGAACCUAAUCAAAAAUAUAAAGAAAAAUAUUUGUUAGAAGGAAAUGCUGUCAGAACAGAAUAAGAAUAUGAUAUUGUUUAUUAUCCUCCUGAGAAAUUUAGUUAAUCAUUUUCAUAAUAAUAAUUAAAUGGAAAAUUGAUAGAUAGUUGGCAUUUUGGAGUUUGUAUUUUGAAGGCAGCUUUAUUGUGUUCAAAUAAAGAAUUGGAGGGAAUUCAUUAAUGUAAUUAAAUAGAUAAGUUUGCAAAUUAAGUUUAACUUAAAUAUGGGUAUUUUAAUGCUUGUAAUAUAGAUAAGUGAUGUCAUAGCAGAAAUAAUUAUGUUGAGUCUUAAAUAGUUUCCUCAUUAACGAGCAGAUAUUAAUGAACUCCAAUUUUUGGCUAAUUAGACUGCUAUCAUUAAAUUUUAAUCAAAUAUCUUAAAUUAAUUAGAAAAAUAAUAAAUGACUUAUUUGACUAUUAAUAAAAUCACAUAAGAGUAAUUAUAAAGUACUCUUGAGUUAAUUUAGAAAUCUCCAAUUUUAACAGUCAAAAUCAAUCUAUAUAAUUAAUAGAUAGAUUAAGAAAUAUUUGAUAAAUUAUUAUAAUUGUUGGGUGAUUUUGCUGAAGUAAAGAAUAUUACAAUUAUAUUAAAUAAGUAAAAAAUAGAUUUAAAAUGAUUAGAACAUAAAAUGUAAAUAUUAGCAGGUUUUGUGUUGGCCUAUAAAAACUGAAAUAAGUAAAACGUAUUUCUAUAGAUUUGAAGGGAAUAAAAAUAUCUGAAGAAGAAAUUAAACAAAUAAUUUUUUUAUUCAAUUAAUUAAAUUUUAUUGAAAGAUUUGUUUUGGAUUGUUCUUCAAUAGAGUUUAUUGAAAUUUUAAAAUCAGAAUUGAAAUUAAAGAGUAAAAUAGCUUUAUAUUUUGAAUCAUAAUUAAUUUGA